Molecule: messenger RNA, 817 nt
Organism: Carcharodon carcharias (great white shark)
Lineage: Eukaryota; Metazoa; Chordata; Chondrichthyes; Lamniformes; Lamnidae
Gene: hopx
Product: HOP homeobox
Exons: 3
Coding region: 170-427 (85 amino acids)
Biological process (GO): regulation of transcription by RNA polymerase II; cell differentiation
Cellular component (GO): nucleus
Molecular function (GO): DNA binding
Source: RefSeq, a predicted model, not a curated record
UUGCAGCAAACAAGCAGUCUGCAUGGUAACCAGAACGAUCUGGUAAUUACUUCAGGAAACUCGUGGGCUCCAAUUCUCCACUGCCGGUUAGCAUCGUGCCUAGCAACGUUAAGUGAAGGCAGUUUAUAUAUUUUUCGGAUGCAAAGUAGCCCUCCAGGGACCCAGCACGAUGGAGCAGAGCGGGGCAGGGAGUUCGACUGAUCACGGACCCGGCUCCGUGGGAACUUUGGAACUGAAAGACGAUCAGGUUCAGCUGUUGGAGGAGAAUUUCGCCCGAAUGAAGCAGCCAGACGCCUCGUCGCUGAUGCUGAUAGCGGCGGAAUGUGGUCUGUCAGAGGCGGAGACAGCGCAAUGGUUUAAGAUGCGCUAUGCAAAGUGGAGACAAUCAGAAGGAUUUCCUCCCGAAUGUGGAUCUGUCAAAGACUGAAGACUGGUAAAUGCUGCCAAAAGCAUCACCAUGGCGUCCAUUCAACAACACUGCAGGCUACUUUCAUGCUGAAUACAGCCUGUGAAGUGAAUGUCUCCUAGUUUAGGAUCUGAGCAUAAUACCUCUUUUCAGUAACUUGGGUUUAUUUUUGUGAAUUUAAAGUAUAAUUGAUUUCAUAUUUUGCUUAGUUUAUUGAGUACUCAUUUACAUUAAUUACAUGCUAAUUUCAGUUUAUUAAUGUGAUUAUUAGGUGAGUGAAUUUGUUUAUUGGGUUUAAGUGCAAUUAUUAAAUCAUUUAUCUGUGAGACAUUAAGUAAUAUAUAAUUUGAAACUGAAGACAAGCACUGUAAGCCUUUCAUGCCCUUUAAAUAAACAAGUCUAUGGUUUUCA